Messenger RNA from Saccoglossus kowalevskii, 2531 nucleotides. RefSeq names its product complement factor B-like. Gene Ontology annotation, molecular function: serine-type endopeptidase activity. Gene Ontology annotation, biological process: proteolysis. NCBI's taxonomy places the organism in Eukaryota, Metazoa, Hemichordata, Enteropneusta, Harrimaniidae. The record is from RefSeq and is a predicted model, not a curated record.
GUUACUUUUUUACAUAGAAAUUAAUAUCACCUGUCCACCUUUACUGGAGCAAAUAGAGAAUGGUAAUUCUACAGUUGAAGAUAGACCUUAUUUACAUAAUGAGAUCAUACGAUACAGUUGUAAUCAAGGAUAUAGAAUAAGGGGACCAAAAUGGAGAGUUUGUGAUACGUACACAAGUGAUGUCGCAAUGUGGACUGAUGAAACUGAAACAGUUCAUUGUGAAGAAAUCAGGUGUCCGAACCCUUUAAGUCCAGAAGGUGGUAGAAAAGUUGGUAGCUCUUAUGAACUUGGUGAUACUGUAACAUUCCGUUGUGGAAGUGGAUAUACUCUCUAUGGAUCAGAGAGUAGAACAUGCAUGGAAAAUGGUAAAUGGAAUGGAACAUUAACCAUAUGUGACAAUGGAGCUUCAGACUGUCCAAAUCCUGGCAUUCCCAUCAAUGGACGUAAAAGCGGUUACCGCUACAAUGUGCGUAACACAGUACGCUUUUACUGUAAACGGGGGUAUGAUAUGAUUGGUUCCCCAGUAAGAGAAUGUCUACCAACUGGUAGAUGGUCUGGAGAAGAUGUCACCUGUGAAGAUCCCGAUGACUUUGACGAUAUUAACGAGGUUGCACCUAAACUUGCCAAACAUUUUGACACUCUACAACUGUUAUCCACUUCAACUUUUAAUAUAAGUAACACAAUCAGCGCAAAUUCUUCAGAAGGCCCUGAGGGACGUACAAUAGAUCUUAACCAUGCCGGAGGUCUGGAUUUGUACUUUAUGCUAGAUGCAUCUGCUAGCGUUGGGGAAGAAAACUUCAAAAUAGGUUUGAACUUCGUCAAGAGGCUUGUUGAGAAGGUGGGAGUAUCCGCUGACAAGGGUGGUACACGUGUUGGGGUGCUGACAUAUGGUUCAGAUGUAAUUAUCAAUUUUCAUUUAUCAGAUGAUUUAACAUCAACUGAAUUAGUUGUCCAGGCACUGGAUAAUAUUGACUAUGCAACUCAUCAAGGCAGACGAGGUACAGCUACUAAAGAUGCUUUGAAAACUGUACGAGAAAUAAUGAUUCCACAAGCUGCAGCAUCACUAGUAGACAGGUCAUUUGCCAAGAAGGCACUCUUCCUCAUUACUGAUGGAAAGUCCAACAUAGGAGGAGAUCCAGCAAAUGAAGCUGAUAAACUGAAGACGGAAUUCCAUGUUGAUGUACAUUGUGUUGGGAUUAGUCAAGCCAGCAAAAAACAACUGGUAGAUAUUGCAUCAAAACCAUCAAGACAACAUCUCUUUUUUAUUGAAGAUUAUGAGAGAUUAGAAUGGUUGAUUAGUGCAAUUACAGAUGUUGAAGUCGAUUAUUCUCCAUGUGGUCAUGCUGGUGAUACUAAAUUAGAUUCUCGUGCUCGGAUUGUUGGUGGUAAUAAUGCUGCAGAGGGUGCCUGGCCAUGGCAAGCUGCUAUAUUUGAAAAGAGAGGAGAACAUAGAGAAAUCUUCUGUGGCGGUUCACUGAUUAGUCCAAACUGGGUUCUUUCUGCUGCCCAUUGUUUUAGGAAUUAUAUUAGAAACAUAGAUGCCUCGGAUAUUGAAAUUAGACUUGGUGUAACCAACAGAAGACAAGAUGUUAAUAUCAAUCCAAAGGUUCAAGUGUUUGAUGUUGAUCACCUAAUUGUACAUAGAGACUUUGAUUAUGAUACUCGUGAUGAUGAUCUUGAUUAUGACAUUGCAUUAUUACAUCUAGAUCAUCCUGCUGCACUUGGACCAUUUGUGAGGACAGUGUGUUUACCAGAUACAGAUGAGUUUCAACUUCCAGAUGAAUUAUUAACCCCCCAAAAAUAUAUGGUUGUUACUGGUUAUGGUCAUGAAAUAGCUAGAGAUCCACGUGAUCCAAGACGUCAAUUUGCUGAGAGCCUUAAACAAAUAGCCAUUGCAAACGAAGUCUUAGACCUGUCAAUCUUGAACCUCGAUUUCACUACUAGAAUGUUUUGUGCAGGAUUUGGUGGACUUACACCAGAAGACAGACGAGGUGAAGGUGAAGGCGGAAUUAGAGAUUCUUGCCAGGGUGAUUCUGGAGGUCCGGCUGUGCGGGAAAUGGUAGACAGACGUGAUAACUCUUAUCGGUUUGUCCAGAUAGGAAUUGUCAGCUGGGGUCAUGGUUGUGCUCAAGAAGGUCAAUAUGGUUAUUAUACAAACAUACCAUUGUUAAUAAGAUGGUUACGUCAAAAUAUUAACAACUUUGAACUAAAUCAACCAGAGGAAGCAGUUUUUGAUUUAGCUGGUGCAGUGGAUGAAAUUCCAAUUGAAGCUGAAGAUGUUAUUGAAGCUGCUGUGGAUGAUGGACUUGAAGUGGUUGAAGCAGCUGUAGUUGAUGGGCAAUAGUAUAUCAGUAAUGCUAUACUACCGUAUACCAAUGAUUAACCUUAUGAAAACGUGGCCAAUGUUACAGAUAUUCUUGGCUUAUGCACUUCAAUUUAGAUGUUUGAUAAUGAUGAGUAAUUUAUUUUGGAAUAAUCAACAUAGUAUAAUCAAGUAUAUUUCUACCUUUUUACAAAAAUGUAGUACAUUU